This is a messenger RNA of Rangifer tarandus platyrhynchus (Svalbard reindeer), 2637 nucleotides long. The record is from the annotation of a GenBank genome assembly. Lineage: Eukaryota; Metazoa; Chordata; Mammalia; Artiodactyla; Cervidae.
AUGUCCGGCACCAAAGUGGAGGACUCCCCACCUUGUCGCAACUGGUCAUCUGCUCCGGAGCUGAACGAAACUCAAGAACCCUUUUUAAACCCCACCGACUAUGACGACGAGGAAUUCCUACGGUACCUGUGGAGGGAGUACCUCCACCCCAAAGAAUACGAGUGGGUCCUGAUCGCCGGCUACAUCAUCGUGUUCGUGGUGGCGCUUAUUGGGAACGUCCUGGUGUGUGUGGCUGUGUGGAAGAACCACCACAUGAGGACGGUGACCAAUUACUUCAUCGUCAACCUUUCUCUGGCUGAUGUGCUUGUGACCAUCACCUGCCUUCCAGCCACAUUAGUUGUGGACAUUACUGAGACCUGGUUCUUCGGACAGUCCCUCUGUAAAGUGAUUCCUUAUUUACAGACCGUGUCGGUAUCUGUGUCUGUCCUCACAUUGAGCUGCAUUGCCUUGGACCGGUGGUAUGCUAUCUGUCACCCUCUGAUGUUUAAAAGCACAGCCAAGCGGGCCCGGAACAGCAUCAUCAUCAUCUGGAUUGUGUCCUGCAUCAUAAUGAUCCCUCAGGCCAUUGUCAUGGAGUGCAGCACCAUGCUUCCCGGCUUAGCCAAUAAAACCACUCUCUUUACCGUCUGUGAUGAGCACUGGGGAGGUGAAAUUUACCCCAAGAUGUAUCACAUCUGUUUCUUUCUGGUGACAUAUAUGGCACCACUGUGUCUUAUGGUGUUGGCCUAUCUACAAAUAUUUCGUAAACUUUGGUGCAGACAAAUUCCUGGAACAUCUUCUGUCGUUCAGAGAAAAUGGAAGGCCCUGCAGCCUCUUUCACAGCCUCGGGGGCCCGGACAGCCGACCAAAUCCAGGAUCAGCGCUGUGGCUGCUGAAGUAAAGCAGAUCCGAGCCAGACGGAAAACAGCCCGGAUGCUGAUGGUUGUGCUCCUAGUGUUCGCAAUUUGCUAUCUCCCAAUUAGCAUCCUCAAUGUGCUAAAGAGAGUGUUUGGGAUGUUCGCCCACACAGAAGACAGGGAAACUGUGUACGCCUGGUUUACAUUUUCACACUGGCUCGUGUAUGCCAACAGUGCUGCAAACCCAAUCAUUUAUAAUUUUCUCAGUGGAAAGUUUCGAGAGGAAUUUAAAGCCGCGUUUUCUUGCUGUUGCCUUGGGGUUCAUCACCGCCAGGAGGACCGGCUGGCCAGGGGGCGGACAAGCACCGAAAGCCGCAAGUCCCUGACCACGCAGAUCAGCAACUUUGAUAACGUGUCGAAACUGUCUGAGCAGGUGGUGCUCACGAGCAUCAGCACGCUCCCCGCGGCCAACGGCGCCGGGCCCCUCCAGAGCUGUGUGAGAGGAACUGUAACUGAAACAACCCAAGUUUUAAAUGCACUGGAGUUUGGAGCACCUGUUAAUAAAGAUGAGGUCAACAGCCCCAAGUUGGCCACCAUGAUAGUCUUCAUUUUCUUCGCUGUGGGGCUAUGCCUGAACAAGUCCACUUCCCAAACCACAGAUUGCAUGUCUUUAAAAGAGCUCUGCCUACGUGAUGCCGAUGGUUGUAAACAUGCCUGGAGAAUAAUGGAAGAUGCCUGCAAUGUGUCAGGCAACACCUGCCAGAUGAAGGAUUCAUCCAGCUGUGACCUAAGUAUCCAGUCCUUAGCGGAAAGCAAUUUACAAUUUAAAGAUUGUCUCUGCUCUGAUGACCUUUACUGCACUAUUAACAAAUUGCUUGGGAAAAAAUGCAUCAACGAAUCAGAUAACAUAAAAGAGGAUAAUAAAUACAAGUGGAAUCUAAGCACUCUUCCCUAUCAUGGAGGCAGAGGGGUCCAGUCCUGCCUGGAAGUGGCAGAGGUUUGUGUUGGGGAUGCACUCUGCAAUGCUCAGCUGGCCCUUUACCUGAAAGCUUGCUCAGCGAAUGGAAAUCUGUGCGAUGUAAAACACUGCCAAGCAGCCAUCCGCUUCUUCUAUCAAAAUAUGCCGUUUAACAUUGCCCAGAUGUUGGCUUUUUGUGACUGUGCUCCCACUGAUGAGCCUUGUCAACAGUCCAGAGAAGCACUCCACAGCAGGCCAUGUGCAGUGAACAGAGUUCCAACCCCCACCUGCCUCGAAGUAAUUCACAGCUGCCAAGAUGAUGAAUUAUGCAGGAGGCGCUAUGGAACAUUCCAGGCAAAGUGCUGGCAGCAUGUGAUGAGAAAGUGCCAUGAGGAUGAGACAUGCAUUGGUACCUUAAGCAAGCAAGACCUCACUUGCUCUGGAAGUGAUGACUGCAAGGCAGCUUACAUUGGUACCCUUGGGACGGUCCUUCAAGUGCAAUGCACCUGUAGUACCAUUACUCAAAGUGAAGAAUCCUUGUGCAAGAUUUUCCAGCAUAUGCUUCACAGAAAGUCAUGUUUCAAUUAUCUGACCCUGUCUAAGGUCAAAGGCAUUCCAUUGCAAGAAGGAAAACAUGCCAAGGAGAUAACUCUCAGUGGAUUUCAUCCCCCCUUCAAUGGAGAAGGCAUCUAUGCUCUCAUGUGCAUGAUGGUCACCUGCGGGAUCCUCCUCCUGGUGAUGGUCAGACUAAGAACCUUCAGAAUAUUGAAUCAAAACAAGAGAUCCUUCACCAACCCAAAUACCUGGCAGACUCAUGACUCAUUAAGAGUCACGGAUCAUUAA